Molecule: messenger RNA, 2047 nt
Organism: Magallana angulata
Lineage: Eukaryota; Metazoa; Mollusca; Bivalvia; Ostreida; Ostreidae
Product: conserved oligomeric Golgi complex subunit 6-like
Exons: 19
Coding region: 50-1975 (641 amino acids)
Biological process (GO): intra-Golgi vesicle-mediated transport
Cellular component (GO): COG complex
Source: RefSeq, a predicted model, not a curated record
GAUGAAGAUUAAGAAGGAAGCGUAAAUUCAACACUGAUUGUUUGCCAACAUGACAGACCGAGAUGGAGCUACAACUACGGAUUCUGCUUCUCCUUCAGCAGCUAAUCCUCUUUCAAGAAAGCUUAACAAAAUUUUAGAAACAAGACUUGACAAUGACAAGGAAAUGCUUGAAUCACUUAAGGCAUUAUCCACAUUUUUCAAUGAAAAUAGCUUACGAACUAGAAGAAACCUCAGAAGUGAUAUAGAACGUAGAAGUCUGUCGAUUAAUGAAGAGUUUUUACAAACUUUUCAAGGAGUUAAAGAGCAACUUGACAGUGUGUAUGCAGAUGUGAAAGCAAUGAAUGAUUGCUGCCAGGACAUGACAUCACGUCUGAAGGCAGCAAAAGAACAGACACACGACUUGAUAUCCCAGACUACUAAGCUUCAUGCUGAGAGUCAAAAGGUGCAGAUGAAACUACAGGUGGCUGAUGUUUUUCUGGAUAAAUUUCAACUGAAACCAAAUGAGGUUAAAGCCCUUCGUGGAAACCGAGAUGGGUCUUUGAGCCAAGAGUUUUUCAACAGCUUAAAUAAAGUCAAGACGAUUCACAAUGACUGUAAAAUCUUGUUGAGGACCAAUCAACAAACUGCAGGUCUGGAAAUAAUGGAGGCAAUGGCCCUUCAUCAGGAAUCUGCCUUUGAAAGAUUAUACAGAUGGACUCAGAAUGAAUGCAGAACUUUAACAGGAGAUUCCCCUGACAUCUCCCCUAUGCUUUGUCAAAGUAUGGAAGCCCUGCAGGACAGGCCAGUGCUCUUUAGAUAUUCUUUAGAUGAGUAUGGAACAGCAAGGAGAACGGCUGUAGUUAGAGGACUUAUAGAUGCACUCACUAGAGGGGGACCUGGUGGUACCCCUCGACCUAUUGAACUUCAUUCCCAUGAUCCCCUGCGGUACGUUGGAGACAUGUUGGCAUGGUUACAUCAAGCAGCUGCCUCAGAAAAGGAAUAUGUUCACUCUCUGCUCAAGAAGUGCACAGUAACCACAGAGCAAGUUCAGGAUAUACUUGGACACAUAACAGAAGGCGUCUGUAGACCAUUCAAGGUGAGGGUGGAGCAAGUAUUGGUGUCCGAACAAGAUGCAGUCACACUGUACAAGCUAAACAAUCUACUCAAGUUCUAUCACAAUACAAUAGGACAAAUAGUGAACAAGGAGGCCUCCUUGCUGACUACCAUCACAGAAAUCCAAGAUCUCAGUCACAGGAUGUUCUUCAACAGUCUCAAUUGUCAUGCCAAUAAACUUCUUGACAAGGUGGAAUUACCUCCGGCUGACCUUUCAACCCCAGCAGCACUCAGUCAGACAAUGCAGUUGUUGAAGGAUGUACUUGCCUGUCAUGAUGCCUCUGUUGUGGCUAUUGAUGACAAGAAACAGGACUUUAAACAGAUAUUGUCUUGUAUAGUGGAUCCACUUGUCCAGAUGUGCUCAGUGUCUGCAAGUCGACUUAAUGCCAUAGACAUGGCCUGUUACAUGAUCAACUGUAUAUACAUCAUGCAGACCACGUUGUCUCUGUAUGAAUUCACAGACACUAGAUUAGAAAUGCUGCAAGCCCAGGUCGAGGCACAGCUGGACACGUUAGUAAAUGAGCAAGCAGCAAUGGUACUGAAUAGGGUUGGGCUGGCAGAGGCCUACAAGAUGGUUCAAGCCUAUCAGCCAAAACAGGGUCCUCUCUCUUCUCUCCAAGGCAUGGAUGCUGGGACAUUGAAAUCUGCAAUGAUGCAGUUUGACAGCUUCCUGGCCAAUCCAGAUGCCUUGGUUCUACCACAGUGCAGUCUUAUUUUAAGUGCUCGAAUACGGGAAUCAAUAAAGAAAAGAUCUAUGGAACUUAUCAAUGAAUCGUAUAGAUUGCUGUUUGACAGUAUAAAGAAUCCAGCCAAUGAAUACAAAGAGCCCCAAGGAAUCGUACCAAGGACCCCAGACCAAGUGAUGAAACUGCUCCAAUAUUAACUCUAUGAUGAAUAUGAUUCUCUGUUAUUAUUUGUUAUAAUAAAAUGAUGAUAUAGAAUAUGGUUACAUGCA